Molecule: messenger RNA, 1568 nt
Organism: Megalops cyprinoides (Indo-Pacific tarpon)
Lineage: Eukaryota; Metazoa; Chordata; Actinopteri; Elopiformes; Megalopidae
Product: thiosulfate sulfurtransferase/rhodanese-like domain-containing protein 2
Exons: 9
Coding region: 30-1442 (470 amino acids)
Source: RefSeq, a predicted model, not a curated record
AACCUCUGUGCUGGAUCUUUACACCUAUCAUGUCCGCUGAUAACACAGAGCAAAGCAGUGAGGCGUUUCGUGAGCUGGAAGUUGAGAACCUCACGUCUCAUACAAUCAAGCCAAAGAACCCUGCGUUUUCGGCGUCUUUACGAAGACAUUACACAUUUGCAAAGAGAAGGGCCUUUUCUACUUACGUAGAUUCAAAGAAGACCCCUGCGCCUAGAGAAGCAGCGUCUCCCAUCCACUGGUACUGCUGCGGACAGACGUUUGAGGAGCCGGUCUCCAUCCAUAAGCACGUCUCCAACACCCACAAUGCAGAAAUUCUGCAACACGCUGAAGCCCUUUUGGAACUGCUUCUGACAAGCAACGAGGAUGAGAUUCCAGUUCCACAGCACGAUGGUGAGAAAGAACCACCGGCUGUGUCUACCUGGAUACCAGACAUCAGUCAUGUCAGCGAAGAUGACCUUGUUAAGGGCCCAGGUGAAGUUCUUCUGUAUUAUUGCUACUGUCAGUUACCAGACCCCCAUCUUAUCUGUGCUUGGCAGAAAGCACUAUGUGAAAAGUUACACCUCACUGGCAAGGUUCGGGUGGCCACAGAGGGAAUUAAUGGAACGGUAGGAGGCACAAAAGUGGCCACAGCUUUAUAUGUGGAGGCAAUGCUUUCUCACCCAGUUUUCAGCGUAAUGGUGCAGGAAGACUUCAAGAGCAGCACAGGGGGUGCUGAGUGUUUCACUAACCUGAGGGUAGGAGUGUACAAAGAAAUAGUCCCAAUGGGAGUUGAUCCAGAUGUUGUCUCCUUCAGACAGGCUGGUAACCACUUGGAACCGGAGGAAUUUCACAAAGAAGUUGAAAAGCUAUUAUCAAAGGGUGAUUCAUGCAAGGAUACAAUACUGUUAGACUGCAGGAACUUCUACGAGAGUAAAAUAGGACACUUCACUAAAUGUUUGGCUCCUGACAUCCGAAAAUUCAGCUACUUCCCGGAUUAUGUGGAUAAGAACCUGGAGCUGUUUCGGAAUAAGAAAGUCCUCAUGUACUGCACUGGCGGCAUUCGCUGCGAACGAGGGUCUGCCUACCUCCGCUCAAAGGACAUUUGUAAGGAGGUGUAUCAGCUGAAAGGUGGCAUUCACAAGUACCUGGAGCGCUAUCCUGAUGGGUACUAUCGGGGGAAGCUUUUUGUGUUUGAUGAGCGAUAUGCAAUCUCCUUCAACAGUGACAUCAUCUCAGAGUGCAGGUACUGCGGCUCUCCCUGGGAUCAGUACCAGCUGUGCACCACGGACCGCUGCUGCCAGCUCGUCCUGUCGUGCUCAUCCUGCCGACAGCAAGGCCGCACCGCCUGCUGCCCCACCUGCCAACGCAAAGAGGAAGGGCCGGGAGAGAGUCCCCUUCCUCCGAUAAAGGAAGAGUGUGAAUGCACAGACACCAGGCCUCGAAUCCCCCAAGAUGCGCUCUGACAAUCCUGCCUUUUACACUUGAAACUAAAAUCGAGGAGGCCAGCGCAGAUUUCCCCCAAAUGCUUCCUCAUGGAAGCAUUUCUAUCUCUAUUCUUUGAUGAAACUGAAAAGCCAUUCUUUGUUGUA